Messenger RNA from Ostreococcus lucimarinus CCE9901, 866 nucleotides. RefSeq lists its product with no specific name. The record is from RefSeq and is a predicted model, not a curated record. Bases 315 to 866 code for a protein of 183 amino acids. The transcript has a single exon. NCBI's taxonomy places the organism in Eukaryota, Viridiplantae, Chlorophyta, Mamiellophyceae, Mamiellales, Bathycoccaceae.
UCAAGCGCGCUGAACGUGCGUACGCUGACGAUAUCCGCGUCGGCGAACGUGCGAGACAGCUCGCAGCCACGCUCGUCGGCCGCUCCGCGAGCAAGCAAGGAUCUUGGCGAGCGAUGUAUUUGGACGGUUUUACCGGCGACGCAUUGACGUCAGCAGCGGCUAUGGCGGACACCGUGCUUCCAGAGGACGACGCCAUUCGUAUGUUUCUCAACGGCGCCGUCGAAGAACAGCGCCGAAGACUCGCGGGCGAAGAGCGCGCGUUCGAAGAAGAGUGGCCCGACGAAGACGAAGUUCGGAAGAAGCGCCUUAAGGAAAUGCGAGAGAGUCAGCCCAUCACGGAGCGUUUAUACGCGUUGCGCAACUCAGCCUUACAACUCGCACAAUCUGGUUCGAAAGACCAAGCGCGAAUGAUGCUCGAGGAAGCGUAUGCGUUGCGCAAAAAUGACGUAGCAAAGAACAACAAGGAUCCAGAGAAUACGGCGGAGACACUUCCAGAACUCAUUGCUCUCGUACAUUUGUUCGAAACACGUCAAGAUUGGGCUGAUGAUUUACGAGCUAUUCGACGAGAAGUUUUGAAAAGUGUUCGCGUCGCGACUGAUGAAAUCUCAGCCGAUGGCGACGCGAUCGCCGCUGUUGCGUUGCUUGAAUCCGCUGUAGACGAAUACGAACCGUUUCUCGGCGAAGAUGACGAAUGUGUCGUCGCGUAUCGAGCAGACGUCGAUGCGAUGUGGACGACAGCGGGUAUCGACCCGGUCGAGCGCGACGAAUGUGGGGACGAGUGUAUGGCGAACAUCGUCGGCAGCGCCGGGGCCAUCUCGAUGCUUACGGAAAAAUACACGAAAGAAAUCGAAGUUCGUCGACGUUAG